Actinia tenebrosa (Australian red waratah sea anemone) is the source of this 682-nucleotide messenger RNA. RefSeq lists its product as uncharacterized. Gene Ontology annotation, biological process: protein ubiquitination; Notch signaling pathway. Gene Ontology annotation, molecular function: RNA binding. The record is from RefSeq and is a predicted model, not a curated record. Lineage: Eukaryota; Metazoa; Cnidaria; Anthozoa; Actiniaria; Actiniidae.
AUGCGGAGCGAGUGUCUCAGAAAGAAAGCCUCGAGCUUGACGGCUCAAAGCUUACGAUUACAUUAAAAGAAAUUCCUAAAGAAAUUUCUAAAGACCCCAACAAGCUUCAUGUGACGGGAAUAAGCGAAAAAACAAACAAGGACGGGUUCGAAUCAUUCAUGGAAGUGGUCAGCGGAGUGGAAGUAGAGAGCUUCUUCUUCGGAAGUAAUUAUAACGCUAUGGUUGCUUUUAAAGAACCACCUGUUCUGCCGAAGUGCAAACACAAAUUCUGUAAGAAGUGUAUUGAUCUAGCUUUCCAGCACCGCAAGGCUUGUCCUACCUGUGGAAUGACUUAUGGAGUGCACACAGGAAACAUGCCACAAGGUACCAUGCACCACUCUCUGGAACCUUACUUAAGACUUCCGGGAUAUGAAAGAUACGGUACCGUUAGGAUUGACUACAAUUUCCCAAGUGGAAAACAAGGUCCUGAACACCCAAAUCCAGGACAAAGGUAUAGUGGAACUUCAAGAACAGCGUAUUUACCCGAUUGCUCAGAGGGAAGAGAAGUGUUAGAUUUGCUCCAGAAAGCGUUCAAUGCAAGGCUGACUUUUACCAUCGGAAGGUCUGUGACUACUGGUGUUUUUAAUGUCGUGACAUGGAACGAUAUACACCACAAGACUAACCCUUAUGGAGGAGCAAAUGG